This is a messenger RNA of Ectocarpus siliculosus, 384 nucleotides long. Lineage: Eukaryota; Phaeophyceae; Ectocarpales; Ectocarpaceae. The record is from the annotation of a GenBank genome assembly.
AUGUUCGCCCUGCGCUCCUCUCCCUCCUCCCUGGUGUGCGACAUCCGCGACGGCUGGGCCGCCACGUCCACCGCCGUGCUCUCGGCCCCGCGCCCGCGGCGCGCCUCCGUCCGGCUCAUCUACCCACACUACGACUCGCCGCCGGCGGCGGCGGCCGACGACCGAGCUGCUGCUGCCGGUGGAGAUGACGGCGGCAGCGUCAGCAGCGGCGGGAGGAGCGCCUUCUCUCCGGCCGUCUCUGACUACGCGGGCGUGUUCGAGGCUGGCUUCGACCCCGCCCAGGGAGUGGCGCGACGGGGACGACGGCGACGACGGGGCGGGAAUCAGCCGCGGCCAGCACGCGGCGGCCCGCAGCAGCGCCGCAGCACUGGCUGCCGGAGGUAG